Malassezia sympodialis ATCC 42132 is the source of this 1071-nucleotide messenger RNA. RefSeq lists its product as uncharacterized. The transcript is spliced from 2 exons. Bases 1 to 1071 code for a protein of 356 amino acids. The record is from RefSeq and is a predicted model, not a curated record. NCBI's taxonomy places the organism in Eukaryota, Fungi, Basidiomycota, Malasseziomycetes, Malasseziales, Malasseziaceae.
AUGUACAAGGACUUUAACAACCAGGCGCAGGAGCCUGGCGUCAAGAGUCGGCCAGUCACGGUGUAUGCCGAGGGCGCCAUUCCGCCGCUCUCGAUGCGGCCCAAGUCGGGGCCCCUGCUCCAGGUCCCCAGCACUGUGGAUGUACACACGUCCUUUUACGAUACAUCUUUGGCACACGAGAGCCGCUUCAGCACGGGGGAGUGCAGCUCCGGCCUCUUUGAUCGUGAUACCAAAACCUUCCGUCCUCUGAUCCCGAACGACUCGCAAUGGGAGCUCGACGACAGGGCGCCCCUUGGCGCCGAAUAUACCGACAUGGAGCGCGAGCAGAUGACGCGUGCGUACCGUCGCUUCUACUGGCGCAACAAGUUCCUUGGAAAGAUCGACUCUUGGCUCCGUGGCUACAAUCCGCUGGGCGGAUGGCUCGGCCCGCAGAUCGCCGUGAUCUUGACGGUGAUAGUACUAGCUCUGUACGUGGGUGCCGCUAACAACAGUAUUGGCGUGGGCCUCUUCUUCGUCAUUCCCCGCGUUCCUGACGUGUCUAUUGUGACCAACAACCCUCUCACGCCUAUGAAUGGCAACAAGACGGCGAUGGCCCUCACCGGGUUCCCUACUGGAUUUCAGUACGUGCCGUCGUCUUACAGCAGAAUGAACGGCACUUUGCACGUGCGCCUGGACAAUCCCGGCUGGAUACCCGCACACAUCCUCUCCUUGGCGACUACGGUCAAAGCGCUAGAUACCAAUGUCAUCGUGGCCAAAGGCGACCUGUCCAAGCAGUGGGUCCCGGGCCGUAAGGUGACGACCGUGGACGUCGACCUGGCCUUUUCGCACAAAAGCCUCAAUGUUACGGGAGACGCUACACAGCUGCUAUUCCAAGAUGCCUGUGCUCACUUAUGUACGUCCGCGCCACUCACAUGCAGAUCAGGGCACGGACCGCCCCAGUAUGUCUUCCUCACUCACACAGCCUUGAACCUGCACGUGGAAAUGGUUAUGGACGUUGGAGGCUUGGUGGGCAAACACCCCUCGUCGUCUGAUCUCCGUAGUCUCGCGUGCCCUUGGGAGCUUCCACAGUAG